Messenger RNA from Prunus mume (Japanese apricot), 2140 nucleotides. RefSeq names its product transcription factor IIIB 60 kDa subunit-like. Gene Ontology annotation, cellular component: nucleus; transcription preinitiation complex; transcription factor TFIIIB complex. Gene Ontology annotation, biological process: transcription by RNA polymerase III; DNA-templated transcription initiation; transcription preinitiation complex assembly. The record is from RefSeq and is a predicted model, not a curated record. Gene Ontology annotation, molecular function: RNA polymerase III type 3 promoter sequence-specific DNA binding; TBP-class protein binding; RNA polymerase III general transcription initiation factor activity. Lineage: Eukaryota; Viridiplantae; Streptophyta; Magnoliopsida; Rosales; Rosaceae.
CGCCCUCUAGGCAGUUGUCUUGUCCUCAGCCUCCACACGGCGAUCUCCUCCAACGACGACGUCGUCUCACCUUCCGGAGAAACAUCAUCAACUUCUGCUGUCCAUCUCCCCAAUCUGUACACUGCCACGUGUCCCUUCCCUCCUCCCCCACUGUUCAUCUCGCUGCUUCUUUGAACUCGCCGGAAAUUUCUAUCCGACCGGUCCCUGCAAAUUCUGGUCUUCUCCGUCCCGCCCGCUGCUUCUCUACAACUAGAACCCACAAUUGACAAAUAGCUCCUGGCUUUCGAGGAUGCCGUUUUGUUCUCACUGUAGAAAGAAAGUCAGUGGAAUUAACGAUGGUGGUAGAAUAUCGUGUUCUGGGUGUGGGAAGGUUUUAGAGUAUGACCUUUACUCUGAGGAACCCACAUUCGUUAAAAAUGCGGCCGGCCAGAGCCAAUUGGCUGGAAGAAAUGUACGUAGCAUUCAGAGUGAUGACUCAGCUUCUCGUGCAAGGAUAUUCGAGAAUGCUGAAUACGAAUUAAGAUGCAUGAGAAAUGCUUUAGAUAUGGGAGAAAAUGAAGAAAUUGUUGACAUUGCUAAGCGCUUUUUUAGAAUUGCAGUAGACCGGAAUUUCACCAGGGGGCGUAAAUCAGAGCAAGUGCUGGCUUCGUGUCUUUACAUUGCAUGUCGGGAAAAGAGGAAGCCGUAUCUUCUUAUUGAUUUUUCAAAUUACUUGAAGAUAAAUGUUUAUGUGCUAGGUGCCGUGUUUUUGCAGCUUUGCAAAGUUUUUAUGCUUGAUGAGCACCCAAUUGUUCAAAAACCUGUUGAUCCAUCUUGGUUUAUUCAUAAAUUUACAGAGAGUUUACCAGGAGGAACAGAUAAAGGGGUUAUCCAAACUGCACAGCGGAUUAUCACUAGCAUGAAACGGGAUUGGAUGCAGACAGGCAGAAAACCCAGUGGGCUAUGUGGUGCUGCAUUAUAUAUAUCUGCACUUUCACAUGGUCUCAAGUGUUCCAAGUCUGAUAUUAUCAGAAUUGUGCAUGUUUGUGAUGCAACAUUGACCAAGCGGCUGGUUGAGUUUGAGAAUACAGAAUCUGGAAGCUUGACGAUUGAAGAGUUCCUUGUAAAGGCAAGGGAGCUAGAAGAAUUAAGCCAAGAACCAAACUUGGCAGUAAAAGUUGAUAACACAGAUGAAGUCCUUUGUGAGCAUAAGGGUAGUGCAAAACCUUUUCAAUAUGGACUUUGUAGAGUUUGCUAUGAUGACUUUAUGCAAAUUUCAGGUGGACUUGAGGGAGGGUCUAAUCCUCCAGCUUUCCAGCGUGCCGAAAUAAAGAGAUUGGAGGAAGCAUCUACUGAGGAAAAUGCUAAUGACUCUGGUGUUGAUAGCAUGCCUUGUCAAAGCCUAGACAACAGUAAAGAGAUAUUAAAUUGUGAGAAAGAACCGAACAAUUCAAAAGCAGAAAGUGGGGGCGAAGGAUUGCAGUUUACAGAGCCUGAAAGUGUUGGUGAUGAUACGGUGAAAACAGGUGCUGAGGGGGGUACUGAAGAUUGUGAUGAACCUGACAACCUUUCGGAUAUUGAUGACGCAGAGGUUGAUAGCUACCUUCUAAAUGAAGAGGGGAAACGUUACAAAAAGAUGAUUUGGGAAGAAGUGAACCGGGAGUACAUUGAGGAGCAAGCAGCUAAGGAGCGAGAAGCCAAGGCUGCUGGUAUGGAUCCCAACUGUCCAGAAGAUGCAAAGAAGGUAGCCACAGCAAAGAAAAGAAAGGAAAGGCAACUAGCUCGAGCAGCUGAAGCAAGGAAUGAUACUGAAGCUCAAACUGCUGCAGAAGCUGUCCACCAAAUGUUGACUAAGAAGAGACUCAGCUCAAAAAUCAACUUUGAUGCCUUAGAGGACAUGUUCCAAACAGCUGAGGCUCUAGAUAACUCCAAGAAAAAGAAAGAAUCACAUCCUGACAUUGAUGCUGAGAUGCAACAUGAAGAGGGGCUUGAAUUCGAUGCAUACAAAAAUGAUGAAUAUGAAGAUGAUGGAAAUGAAGGAACAGUUGGCUACAAUAUUCUUGAUCCUGAAAAUGUUGAUGAACAGUACGACUAUGAAGAUUAUGGUUAUGGUGAUGACUACUGAUGUAGCUUUCAAUCAGCAAUUUAACAACUUUGAAAA